UGAAAAUAGUUGUGACCAAUUCUAUUUAUUUUUGGGUCCAAUAGAACACAAAAAUUUAUAUAAAAAUAAUAAACAAUAGAAAAAUGCAUAUUUUAGGUAAUAUUUGUCCAAACAUCACCCAGGAGGACGGUCCCAUAGGUUAUUCUGAUUCUGAACGAAGAAAAAUCUUCGUUUUAGCUACCCAACACGCCCUAAUUUUCAACAACUCAUGAUGCUAAUUAAAGUAUUUCUAAAUUCAACAACUUGUAUAAAACAAAUCACUAUUUACAUAAUCCUCAUCAUCAUACAGCAUUAUUAUAAUUUAUACCAAUCAAAGCCCAAAUAAAAAGACAAAACAGCCUAUUUGAUUAAUCUCUUAAAAGAGAAAAAUAAUGAACACAAAGGGCCACCUUUUUGCAUGUUCUUACAUUCGUCCAUGUCCAAAAAAAUAAUAUAGCCUCCGCUUAAAAGAACCGUAAAACCAGAGUCCAAGUCAACCAAAGUUAGCCACCCAAACCAACCAUCCAUAACCAGUCUUAGUGUAUCAUCAUCAUGUUCAACUCUCUUCUUCUUCCAAGUUCUUUUCAUGCCCAACUCCCUCUCCUCCUCCUCCACCAUCACCAAUGCUUCCCUCCGCCGCCACCUUCAGAUUCUCUCCGACGAUCACCAUAAUCGUCUUUCGAUUCUUUGUCAACUUAAUGAGUACUUCUUUUGCUUCCAACCAUACUUCUUUACCCAACUGUAAUCAGACCUACUCUUGUGGACAUUUUACAAACGUCUACUACCCUUUCUCCGGCGGCUUACGACCGGCUUACUGCGGUCUGCCCGGAUUCCAGCUCACUUGUCUACAUAACGCCACCUCAGUUCUAACAAUCAACUCAUUGAACUACCAAGUUCUUGAACUCAACCAAAUUGUUCAAACCCUAAUUCUUACCAGGUUAGACUUGAACAACACUGCAUGCACCAACCAGCUCAUUAACACUACGUUUAGUAACACUCUUUACUCUUUUGAAUCCAUCCACAAUGAAAUCCUCUCUUUGUUUUAUGGCUGCGACGAUUCUGCCUUGCCCUCCAAGCCACCGAAUUUGUUCGCCUGUGAAAUUUAUGGAAAGAAAGACGCGUAUUACUGGUUUGGUCCGGUUCCUAAUGAUCCUAUAUUGAGCAGGUUUCAUUGCAAUAUUACUCUUACAGUGCCGGUUCUUAAGAGUUCAAUACCGAUUCUUGAGAAUAAUCCAUCUUUUCUUGGAGAUGUUUUGAGAGGAGGGUUUAAUGUGAGUUAUAAUAACCCUUUUGCUAAUGAUUGUGCUGACUGUUUUCGUUCGGGUGGUCAUUGCGGGUUUGAUUUAAGCUCUGGAAGACCACUCUGCAUUUGUAAAAAUGAUCAGCCUUGUCCAGGUGGAAACUCUAGUAAAGCUCCGAUUGCAAUAGGCCUCAGCGUAGCAGGUGUAGCAGUUGUAGUAGGUAUUGGUUUGGGUGUCUGGUUCUUGCUUUUUGUGCAACGAAGAAAACGAGCAUCUUCCCCAACAAGCAGUAAAGACCUGCUUACACCUCCUUCAAGUAAAAGCCAGUCUGCUCCUGUUACUAAUUUUUCUCAGACCAUCCCUUCUUAUCCCUCUUCCAAAUCUGAUCUCGAAAAGGGAAGCCUCUAUUUCGGAACUCAGGUUUUCAGUUAUGACGAACUUGUUGAAGCCACUGACAAUUUUGAUCCUUCCAGAGAACUUGGAGAUGGAGGCUUUGGCACUGUUUACUAUGGUGUGCUAAAUGAUGGGCGAAUAGUUGCAGUCAAACGCCUGUUUGAAAACAACAUCAAACGUGCGGAGCAGUUCAUGAAUGAAAUUGAGAUCCUAACUCGUUUGCGCCACAAGAACCUUGUAGCAUUAUACGGAUGCACCUCGAAACGAAGCAGAGAACUAGUACUUGUCUAUGAGUACAUCUCUAAUGGUACUGUCGCCGAUCAUCUUCACGGAAACAGAACAAAAUCUAGUUUGCUUCCAUGGAAAGUCCGGCUGAGCAUUGCGAUUGAGACAGCAGAUGCUCUAGCUUAUCUUCAUGCCUCAGAUGUUAUCCACCGCGAUGUCAAAACCAACAAUAUUCUACUAGACAGCAAUUUCAGUGUAAAAGUUGCUGAUUUCGGACUAUCCAGAUUGUUUCCAAAUGAUGUUAGUCAUGUUUCAACUGCUCCACAGGGUACUCCCGGUUAUGUAGAUCCUGAGUACUACCAAUGCUACCAACUUACCGACAAGAGCGACGUUUAUAGCUUCGGAGUAGUUCUCACCGAGCUCUUAUCAUCUUUACAAGCAGUAGACACGAGUAGGCAUCGACUUGAUAUAAAUUUAGCGAACAUGGCAGUAAGCAAAAUUCAAAAUCAUGCCAUAAACGAGUUAGUUGAUCCAAUGCUUGGAUUCGAAAAGGAUUACUUAGUGAGGAAAAUGACAACAUCAGUUGCGGAAUUAGCGUUCCGAUGCUUGCAACAAGAGAAGGAUAUGAGGCCUACUAUGGCAGAAGUUUUACAAGCUCUGAAGAAAAUUGAGAGUGAAGAUUUUGGAUCAGAAAAAGUUGAAGUAUUGGAUAUUAAGGAUGAUGAUGCUGUUCUAUUGAAUCAUGUUGCUCCAUUUUCGCCCGACGACGAAUCGAUUCCAACUGAUAAAUGGGUUAGCAGCUCUUCUAUUACUACUAAUACUACUAUUUCCUUCUAGCAGUUGAGACUGAAAUCUUUUUCAUAUUAAAGUAGAUGGUUGAAGUGUGUAUGUACACUCACUAUCAAAUGUCAUUUUAGUGAGUUUAAGUGUCACCAUCUUUUUAUUUUCUUGGUGUUAUUUUGUUACUAAACCUAUACAAGCUUAGUCAAUAUGUACAUUAUACUCCCCAUGAGAAAUUCUUAGAUAAACUUGUCUAUCA
This is a messenger RNA of Mercurialis annua (annual mercury), 2877 nucleotides long. Its product is annotated as LEAF RUST 10 DISEASE-RESISTANCE LOCUS RECEPTOR-LIKE PROTEIN KINASE-like 1.3. The transcript has 4 exons. Gene Ontology annotation, molecular function: protein kinase activity; ATP binding; polysaccharide binding. Lineage: Eukaryota; Viridiplantae; Streptophyta; Magnoliopsida; Malpighiales; Euphorbiaceae. The record is from RefSeq and is a predicted model, not a curated record. Bases 603 to 2675 code for a protein of 690 amino acids. Gene Ontology annotation, biological process: protein phosphorylation.